Molecule: messenger RNA, 3234 nt
Organism: Penicillium angulare
Lineage: Eukaryota; Fungi; Ascomycota; Eurotiomycetes; Eurotiales; Aspergillaceae
Product: protein kinase family protein
Exons: 1
Coding region: 1-3234 (1077 amino acids)
Biological process (GO): signal transduction; protein phosphorylation
Cellular component (GO): cytoplasm
Molecular function (GO): protein kinase activity; ATP binding
Source: RefSeq, a predicted model, not a curated record
AUGGCCAUCUCCCUUGCAAACAGCUGUAGCCCAACGCGGCUGGGUCUCCCCAUGGAUGAAAAGGGCCCCCAGAAACAGAGCAUGUGGCAUCGUUUGGGGUUGCGAAGAUGGCUGGGUCGCGACGAACGAGAUCGAGAAGGUGGACACUCUCGGGAUAACAAUAACCGCGAUACUGUCUCAUUCCCCCACAACCUCAACCUCAACCUAAACCACAGCCGAGCAUCGUCGACCGAUAGCACCGCCAAGCAGCACAAUAAUCUGACUCGAAGACUCUCCCGUCGCGUCGGCGUCGGUUUACCCCGUGGUACUACUUUUAAGCGUCAGAGUUUGGAACAGCGCGAUCGUCUUGCCCGUUUGGAUUCCGAGCCUCGUCGUGCUCAGUCGGCCGACCGUCGCCCGUUGAGUGCCCAAAGAACCCGUUCUCCACCGCCCGCCGUGGGCCCUCGACUCUCCGCGCCAGAGGUUCAGUGGCUCGGCCCGACGCCCGCUACAGCUACCACGGUCGACGAGCCCCUGGAUUUCGAAAGAGAAAGGGAACCGGAUACUGCCACUCUGGAUGAUAUUGGGACUGAGUCGGAAUCAGAGGACGACUGGGAUCGUUCCCCUGACGUGGAAAGCGUGCCACCAAAGGGCCCCUUAUCGGAGACACUCGAGAUGGAGCUGGAACAACGAUGGAUUCUGAAUCUGAGCAUGCACUUUCGGGAUCGCUCAGAGAGGGAGAAAUUCUUUGUGACCUAUGCGGAAAGCCCGAAUAAAUGGCGACGAGUGACGAUUUCUUGCGAUUACCGUGGUGCGCCGCCAGAUUCUCUCGAAGACGACUUGAAACAGUUGCGCUCUCAACGGGAUAAAUGUGCGAGGAUAUAUGAGUCGAUUCGGGAGUCUUUGGCGGAGAUUCAAUUUUAUGAUACCGUUACGAAUUUGAAGGUUGAGACACGCGAUGGUCGUCUUCAUGUUCAUGUCACCGAGGAUGUGAAUGAGACGAUUCCUUAUCCGCCAAUUUCGAGUAUUGGACACCUCCGUGGUGCUCGGUGCGUACCGGAGAACUUUCUCAGCUUCGAGCAACACCUCUCUGGAUUUGUUUAUAAAGUGAGGCUGGGAAGCCAUGAGUAUAUCAAGAAAGAGAUUCCGGGUCCGGAUACGGUGGAUGAGUUUUUAUAUGAGAUCAAUGCAUUGCACGCUCUUCAUCUGUCUCCCAAUGUGAUUCAGGUGGAUGCGAUUGUGGUCGAUGAGCGACAGGAGGUGGUUAAGGGGCUGCUGAUUAACUAUGCCUCUCAGGGUGCAUUGAUUGAUAUUCUAUACGAGCAGCGAGGACAAAUUUCAUUUGCCAGACGAGAACGAUGGGCUCGACAGAUUGUACAGGGUCUUUGCGAAAUACACGAAUCAGGCUAUGUACAGGGUGAUUUCACAUUGUCGAAUAUCGUGGUGGAUGGCAACGACAACGCUUAUAUUAUCGACAUCAACCGUCGUGGAUGUCCAGUUGGAUGGGAACCACCAGAGAUUGCCGCCAAGAUUGAAAGCAACCAACGAAUAUCCAUGUAUAUCGGAGUAAAGACAGAUCUAUACCAGCUUGGUAUGACUUUGUGGGCUCUCGCGAUGGAGGAAGAUGAACCAGAACGACAACCUCGCCCUUUGAUUCUUGGAAACGAUAUCGAUGUACCCGAUUACUACCGCCGACUAGUCGAUAUCUGUCUCAGUCCAACUCCCCGACACCGAUUGGCUGCCAAGGAUCUUAUUUCAUUGUUCCCCGCAGAUCUUCUUUCACGCUCUAUCCCGGCUGGCUGGGCUCGAGACACAGCGGAACACGAUCUACGACCCCUCAUAACAAAGGGAAAUGGCAUGAGCCCUUUCUCCGUAACAAGCCACCACGAUCAUCAUUUCCAUCCACAUACACCUGAAUUCAGAUCCGAAUUUCCAAAACCCCACGACAAUGGCCUAUCUCAACAUAUUUUCUCUACCCAUCCCGACCAAGGCAAAGGCUCUACCCCAACACUCGCAGGAUCCAACGGAGGCGCAGCUUUCCUAUCCCGACAUUCCUCCGCAUCUACCCUAAAUCACCAUGAACAUGAUGACCAUCUCGAAAAUCGCUGGGGACUUCCCGAUACCCAUUACGACCAUAGGGCUGAAUAUCUUGAAAAUCACCCUGUCCAAGCUGCUAUGUCCAACGAAUGCCCCCAUCUAUCGAAUUAUAAUAGAUCUGCUCCUCCGCGACAAAUUUCGCCCUCGAUAUCUGCCCCGUCAGAGGGUCAACCUUCUAUUGACCAGGAUUCUUUUUAUGGACAUCCACGCCCUCACCAUUACGAAUCUCCACAUGCUUCUUUAAGGUUGGAUGGAGAGGUUUCGAGCCCAGUACUGCAAGAAGAACAAUUACAACCACAACGUUCUUAUCGAAACGGACAUGCUAGAUCUGGGUCUCAAAUGAGCGAACUUCCCGGCGCGGUACCGUUUCUCUUUCACUCCAUUCUCCCGAUUAACCCUGCUCUGCCUAUUUUUCGGAGUAGGGCAUUUCCUGGCAUGUCGAGUGAGGGGAGGUCUCUAUACAGCUCGAGGGCGGUUUCGCCUGUCCAGACACCUCUUCUAGAACCUCUUUCGGAUUCUUCAUUGCCUAUAAAUCCUGCAUUGAAAGGAGAGAUUUCCAUACUUGAUCCUCCAAUGAAGGAAAAGAGUUCCAUGUUUGACCCUCCUGUGAAAGAAGAAAGUUCCCCAGCGGAUCUUUCAUUGAAAGAAGAAGGUUUUAUACUUCGCCCUGAGCUGAAAGAAGAGAGUCUCAUCCUUGAACCUCUUUCGGGUUCUUCAUUGCCCAUAAAUCCUACAUUGAAAGAAGAAAGCGCCAUGCUUGAUCUUCCAAUCAAGGAGGAAAAUUCCACAUCGGACCUUUCAUUGAAAAAAGAAAGCUCUAUACACCCUCUCGAGCUCUUGCGAAACGACCUUCUUGAUUCGCAACUUCCUAUAAACCCACUCAUUGAGAAUGGCCCUAUCGAAUUCGAUUCGCCGCCACCCGAAUCACAAACCCCUAUCCAUCCUACACCUCAAAGGGUAGAUCUCUCAACGUAUAUAUUCUCGCUUCUCGAAUCCCGACUCCCCAUUAGCCCAGCUGCUGAAGAUGGGCCUGUCAAGUCGAUUCUCCCCACGACCAAAAUACAACUUCCUCCUAGUCUACCUGUUGGAGAAUCCCAAUCAGUGGGACCUUCUCUACUGGAAUCCCGACUUCCUAUCAAUCCUGCUUCUAGAUCAUGA